AUGCCUCCCAAGAGAAAGUCCGCAAGAAGGCAGCCUAUUGCUCACGUAUUGGGUCGCCCGCGGACUCCUCCUCAACCUGUCCAAUUCCCAUUUGGAAGUGCGCGUGCAGGAAACGUUGCUCUUUCGGAAGAUAGUGUUAAUCAACAAGAAGACCGCUUCCAAGAACCUGACCCGAUGCGAAUUGACAAUAUUCCACCACAUGUCGUAGGUGAAGAGGGCCGAACCAGUUCGUCGCCCACGGCCAUACAACCAGAAACACAAGCCGAACCGACAUCGCAGAACCCCGUUGACGAUAGAAACGACGGACCUCAUUCUAGUGAAGACGUAACAUCCGUUGCAGAGGUGCUACAGGCGGUAGAGGAGGACAAUCACAACAUCUUUACACACAAUGACGCCGGUUCGUCGCUCCCCGCAACAAGGAGGAGGGCUGCUUCGAAUGGAAAUUUAGACGAUGGCAAGUUUUCUUUUUUAAGCAAACUCGCGCGUAUUGAAGAGAAUGAAGAAAACAGCGGCGAGCAAGUUGAGAACCCAUUACAAGAGCGUCUGUUUUAUGAGACGCCUCAACCAAGCCAGAGCAUUCCUGGAACUUCAAGUAAUCUCCUUGGAUCUGCUUGGAAGUAUAACCAGUACCUACUGAGGGUUUUGGAGCGAAAUGGUAUCAUUCUCGGUUCAAAACAGUUGGGAGAACGUAGCUUUCCUUACUGGAGAUCUUUCCUGGAAGACAUCGAACGACAAAUCGAACGACAAGAUUUACCAGCCUGUUCAAGAUACAUUCCUGUCGAUGCAUAUCUCGAUUGGUCCGAGUACAUUCAUGGCCUUCAAUGUCGAACUGCAAAGGAUGCCAUGAAGCGUAUACUAGGCGCCAUUGCACCGACUAGAAGACAACUAGCACAGGAAAACUCAAAGUUUUGCCACCUAGUUCUACUCGACAGCAAGAAACGAUGGAUUAACUCGCUUAUUUCGACAUUGGCCCAGCCUAUACGAUCCGUUGGAAUGCGGUGUGAUGCUUUUACACCGGUUGAAUUGGACGCCAUCCUUGCAACCGACGGCGCAAAUACUUCUUACUAUGGGACUAAGCGCAUGCUUUUCCCAUUCUUGACAUUUGAAUACAAUCAAAUUGACAUUUACAUUGCGGAUUCUCAGGGCGCAUUUCGAAUGGGCCUGGCAGUCAAGAAUCUUGUUGAUCUCCACCGGAGAGCGAAUAAUACGGCGGCAAUCAAUGGACGCAUAUCUGGAUUCUCGCUAUCCUUUGAUACGCACGAAGUCAAGAUCUGGGGAUAUUAUCCCCUCUUAGACAACAGUGGCGAUGUACGUGUGCAUCGACAGCUGAUAGUUCACCGCUCCCUGUCCACGCCGCGUGCAAUAAGCUGCGAUGCCAUCAAUGGCAAAAGGAAUCUCAAUCGGGUCUGGUUAUUGUAA
Molecule: messenger RNA, 1419 nt
Organism: Talaromyces rugulosus
Lineage: Eukaryota; Fungi; Ascomycota; Eurotiomycetes; Eurotiales; Trichocomaceae
Exons: 2
Coding region: 1-1419 (472 amino acids)
Source: RefSeq, a predicted model, not a curated record